Notolabrus celidotus (New Zealand spotty) is the source of this 2915-nucleotide messenger RNA. It is a transcript of the gene stx6, whose product is annotated as syntaxin 6. Bases 183 to 947 code for a protein of 254 amino acids. Gene Ontology annotation, molecular function: SNARE binding; SNAP receptor activity. The record is from RefSeq and is a predicted model, not a curated record. Gene Ontology annotation, biological process: intracellular protein transport; Golgi vesicle transport; vesicle fusion. Lineage: Eukaryota; Metazoa; Chordata; Actinopteri; Labriformes; Labridae. Gene Ontology annotation, cellular component: endomembrane system; SNARE complex; synaptic vesicle membrane. The transcript is spliced from 8 exons.
UUCCGGUGCUGCAUGUAAACAAAGCGGGGUGAGAAGCCGCCGCACCGAUGGGUCAAAAUAAACGAGUCUGGCCCGAAAUAAAGUUUUACCAGGGAUAAAAACCGAUCACGGUUCGGCUAGUCCCAACGGAUCCGGAUUUAAGACCACGUGUGAUGGAGCUGCGCCCCAACUAAACCGGAAAGAUGUCCAUGGAAGACCCGUUCUUCGUCGUUAAAGGGGAAGUUCUCAAGGCAGUGAAUGCAGCACAGAGCCUCCAUCAUAGAUGGAGGGAACUGCUGCAAGAGGGGGGCGGAGCCUCCAAGGAGGAAAUGGACUGGACAACCAAUGAGCUGAGAAAUAGUCUUCGCUCCAUCGAGUGGGACCUGGAGGACCUGGACGAGACAAUCAGCAUCGUAGAGUCCAACCCAAAGAAGUUUAACCUGGACACUGCAGAGCUGAUGAAGAGGAAAGCCUUCAUCAGCAGUACCAGACAGACCGUCAAGGAAAUGAAGGAACAAAUGUCAAGUCCCACUGCUGCCUCAGACAGGAAGAACAAACAGGUUCUGCUCGGUGAACGUGGUGCUCAGGGUCCAAUCUGGCAGCCUGGGCCUGAUAAAUUCAGCCGACUGGACCGGCAACUGCAAACCGCUAACUCCCAGUUUAUAGACGAGCAGCAGGGGCAGCAGCAGCUUAUUGCAGAGCAGCAGGAUGAACACCUGGAGCUUGUGUCAGGAACAAUCGGAGUCCUAAAGAACAUGUCAGAGAGGAUCGGCAUGGAGUUAGAUGAACAAUCUGUGAUGUUGGAUGACUUCACUCACGAGGUGGACAACUCUCAGACCAGACUGGACAAUGUCAUGAAGAAACUUGCAAAAGUGUCUCACAUGACCAGUGACCGUCGGCAAUGGUGUGCUAUCGGCGUGUUGCUCGCCAUCCUCUUUGUGGUCCUUCUCCUCUUCUUCAUCCUCUGAUUGAUGACUUCCCCAAUCAGCACACAUCUCAUAGUAUUGCUGUGUCUACUGGAUUUACUGAACUUUACUAGACUCUACUAAACUCUACCAGACUACACUGGACUCUGCUAGUCUUAAAUGGACUUUACCAUACUUAAGUGGACUCACUGACGGACUUUUCUGUGUCCAGGGCUCUGCAGUACUGUCAGACUGAAAAGGCACUUUUGUUUAUUUUGAGUGUUUGUUAAAUCAUGGCAGAGCUCAAAGGUCAAACCAAGUGGAUAAAAUUUGAUGUGUUUUAUUGUUUGAAAAUAAUGUUUGUGUUUGUGUAGAUUUUUAAUUUCAAGGGCUGAAAGUAACCUAUUACACUCCAGUUUGAGUCCAGUUAAAAUACAACUAAACUCCCAUGAAUCAGCAGUUUAACUGUAUUAAAUGCAAACCUAACUCUAACUAAAUUCAAAUUUAACUCAGAUUUAAUUACAACUAAACUGUAGUUAAACGCCACUUUAACGCCGUUACCUCCAACCUAAUAACAGUCUAAUUAUUGUGUGACUGAUUUUAAAUUGUUAGACUUUUUAGUUUUUAUCUCUUCACUGUAAGGUAACUACUAACUCCAGAUAAAUUCCAGCUUAACUUCACUAAGACAUUACUUUGACCUGUUGAACUAGUUUAUUCCCAUCCUUAACUAGGAUCACCUUUUUAACCAGUUCAGUGACUCCAAUCAGUUUAACCACUUUAACAAGUUCAAUUAUUGUAACCAGUUAAACCAGCUAAACUGGUUAAUGUAUAUCUAAUGUGUGUGCAUCCUCAGUUAACUUUAGAUCUAAUCCACUCUGGUUGUUUAGUGUGAUGUUGGAGUUUGUGCUAAGAAUAAUCUAAAACACUAUUUGAAAAAACACUAAGACUUCCUGUUUACAGUUUUAUUUAAGUGACUGAAUUCUUUAAUGUUUUAUUUUUUAUGUUGUGUCCUCUAACGGUUCGUUUAUUGAUCCUUGGAUUUCCUACUGUUAACUAUUGAAACCUCAGACUUCCUCUUGCUGCUUCACAGUAAAAGCCUUUCUUCACUAAACUCCAUGGAGGCUCUUAUUGUGAUGCUCCAGCAGGAAAUCAGGUGGCAGAUGAGCUGGGGACAAAGCCGCCAAUCACGUCAUCCCACCAUCUGUGGUACGUCCGCUAGUAAUGAAAUGAUGAAUAAAUGAUUUCCUGUUUUUGACUGAAAAAUUAAGUCCCAGAGUUCAGAGCCCUGAUUAGCACGGAAAUCGUAUAAUACAGAAGGUUAAAAACACACUUGUUACACACCUGUCUACGUUUUUGAACUCCCUCUAGUGGUUGAAAACCUGUUUCAUCAAAUGUUUUACGACGAUCUUUGUUUUUAAUCCAUACUUCAAUUUGAGUUUUUUCUUUUCCUGACUGCAGGUUUGUGGUUUAUGUUUAAAUAUCAAUCAAUCAAUCUCUAUUUAUACAUCACUAAAUCACAGAAAAAUGUUAUCUAAAGAGUCUUUACAAACAGAGCAGGUCCAGACCAUACUCUGUAAUAUUAUUAACAAGGACCUAACAUCAAGACAGGGUAAGAUCCCAUCCCAUCUUACAGGCGGGAUUCAGUCUUAUCUCAUCUUAAUCCACUAUGAGCAGAGCACUUUGCAGCAUUUAGCUAGUUACAGUGAGACAUAUCCUGAGAUCAUGUUGAUUUAAAAUAAAACUAUGACACAGUUAACAAUUCUUGUUAUUAUUAUAACAAAGCAAUCAUGGACCCCUGAAAUGAUAAUUUUGUUAAUGGUAUUAAUUAGAAUAUCAUCUCAGUAAUGUGUUGCCUUGUCAUGAAUCAAACCAUCAGAACAGACUAAUGACUGAAGUUAAAAUACGUUAUUGAUCGAUGAAUGAGUUAAGUUUGUGUCUUUAUGAUCUUUUUUCUUCUUCUUCUGUUGAAUGUCUGAAUCUAAAUUUGUUUUGGGUUCAGAAACAAAUAAAGGCUGACUGUUGCUAAAGGCA